CCGUACCCCUAGUGGAUUGGUGACGGAUUUUUUGCUUAACAAAGAAGGCACUUCUAGAUUUAAGCUUUGUAUUUAAGGGUCUUGCAUUCUUAGUCCUUGACUCCUUGAAUUCAUCUUUUUGUUUGAUGCUUUUCUUUUCUAUUUAAAAAAUAAGUUUCAACAGUUCACCGACCGACGCCUCCCACCCACGCUCCAGCCUCCGGCCGUCGCUCUCCGUACGCUGCCACCACGAUCCACCGGCACCACCGCGUCCCAAAGAGUUUUGAGAUAUGGAGCAUGAACAGUCUUGUGUUGAGAAAUAUGAGAAAUUUACAUGGAAGGUUGAAAACUUCUCUAACUUGAAAACCAAUAAAGUUUACUCUGAGCCUUUUGUCUUAGGCGGCUAUCCAUGGAGGAUUCUUCUGUUUCCAAAGGGGAGAAAUGAAGCCAAUUACUUAUCCAUUUAUUUGGAGGCUAUGAAAACUGCUAAUAUGUCUGAGGGAUGGAACAGAGAUGUCCAAUUCAAGUUUCUUCUAUUCAAUCAACUGGAUACAAAGAUGACCAUCACAAAAGAAACUAGCCAUAAAUUCAAUGCAGGUGAGGAUGACUGGGGUUAUACUACUUUCAUGACACUUGCGGAGCUUCAUGAUCCUAAAAUAGGGUUUAUUGUGAAGGAUGCUUGUAUUAUUGGUGCUGAAGUUUUUGUUUCAAAGUCAACACAUGAGAAACCAGUAAACUUAGGUGGAUCUCUAAAAUUUGGAAGUCAAAGUGAUGUCAUUGAAGUCCAAAUUCCAGAGUCAGAAAUCACAAAUAAGGAAACUCUUCCAUCAGUUUCUAAUUUAGUUUCCAAUGAAACUUCUAAAAAAUCUGAUGCAGAAUCGGGGUAUGCUGCAAUGGGGAAAGUUCUUUAUUUCCUUAACACUAGAAAAGUGAAAGACCUGAAUGAACAAUCAUGCAAGGAACUUCAAGUUCUUUGGGACGACCUUGCCAAAUAUAAAUUUGAUAUUACUUGGCUAGAGCCACAAGUUCAAUCUGCUUUAAGAAGUAGAAGUUAUGUGGAGAAAUCUCUGGAGGUAGAAAAACUGAAAGGGAAUGUUGCUGAUCUAGAGCUGGAAACAGAGAGGCUAAAGGCAAAAUUGGCUGCUGCCGAAGUAAAUCUUGAGAUAGAAAGGGAUUUGUUGAAAGCUGAAGGUAUCAAAGAAAGAGAUUUGGAUUCUGAAUUGGGUUCAGGGAGUUGGAAGUGAUAGACCAUAGUUAAACAUGAGUUUUUUGGAGUUACUUAUGAAUUGCACUUACAAAUUGUACUUUCGUGGUAAUAGUUUCCAUCGUGUGUUGAUGAAAAUAUAAGCUGAAUGUGUAUCUCUAGUCCAGGCCAUUAUAAAUUAGUAGGCUGUACAAUUGGAAAAUGAAAAUCAGAGUUAUUAGGCAUUGUUUUUA
Vicia villosa (hairy vetch) is the source of this 1416-nucleotide messenger RNA. Its product is annotated as MATH domain and coiled-coil domain-containing protein At3g58250-like. The record is from RefSeq and is a predicted model, not a curated record. Gene Ontology annotation, molecular function: protein binding. The transcript is spliced from 4 exons. NCBI's taxonomy places the organism in Eukaryota, Viridiplantae, Streptophyta, Magnoliopsida, Fabales, Fabaceae. Bases 270 to 1223 code for a protein of 317 amino acids.